AUGGCACCUAAAGUCUUGAAGAUCAAGAACAGUGUUGCAGAUUCCGGUGACAGUGGUAGCAGUGAAGAAAACACUGGCGAAAAUGAAGCGGGAACCAGUUUAAAUAUUUCAAUGGAUCGCGUUAACAUCGGUUCGAAAAAGAAACUUCUGGUGAUUCCUUUACGUGGAAUCUUUGUUCACCGAGCACAUCGGUUGUGGCCGGAAACAAUUCCGAGAAACUGCCGGCCUGAUUUUCGUUACAAGAACCUUCUCGUUUACAAGAGGCCUUAUUGUGUAGACUUUUUGAAGUUUUGCUUUGAAAGAUUUCAUGUUGGAUUGUGGUCUUCUUUUAAAGAACAAAACUUGCAAGGAAUUCUGGAUAAUGUUAUAGGAGAUCUCAAAAACAAGUUGUUGUUCACUUGGGAUCAAGAACAAUGCACAGAUUCAGGUUUCAUGUGUUUGGAAAAACAAGAUAAGCCACUGCUCUUGAAGGAACUGAGUCAUAUAUGGGAUAAAAAGUACCCGAAUCUUCCAUGGAGCGAUGGAGAAUACUCCGCUUCUAACACGCUGUUGAUCACCUAUCCGGAGAAGGCCAUCCUAAAUCCUCUAUACACAGCAAUCUUUCCUCCGAGUUAUGAUCCUGAAAGCAAGAAGGAUGAUCUUCUAGGUCCAAACGGUGAGUUACGAGUGUUCUUGGCUGGGCUUGCAGAAGCGGAAGAUGUGCCAACUUAUGUGGAAGAUCACCCGAUUGGCGACCCUGAGAUAAUGCCUUCGCAUCCUGACUGGGACCAUUAUUGCAAGAUAAUUUGUUGUAUUAACAAGAAAAGACUUGGCUGUUGUAUCAGUUCUGUUUAA
Molecule: messenger RNA, 834 nt
Organism: Helianthus annuus (common sunflower)
Lineage: Eukaryota; Viridiplantae; Streptophyta; Magnoliopsida; Asterales; Asteraceae
Exons: 6
Coding region: 1-834 (277 amino acids)
Molecular function (GO): phosphoprotein phosphatase activity
Source: RefSeq, a predicted model, not a curated record